AUGGUAAGCUCUAACUGUUCCACUGAGGACUCCUUUAAGUAUACUUUAUAUGGGUGUAUCUUUAGCAUGGUGUUUGUUCUGGGCCUCAUAGCCAACUGCGUGGCUAUCUACAUUUUCACCUGCACCUUAAAAGUGCGGAACGAGACCACGACCUACAUGCUCAACUUGGCAAUAUCCGACCUGCUCUUCGUGUUUACCUUACCCUUCAGGAUUUAUUACUUCGUCACGAGGAACUGGCCCUUCGGAGACAUCCUGUGCAAGAUUUCGGUCACCCUUUUUUACACCAAUAUGUACGGGAGCAUUUUGUUCCUGACCUGCAUCAGCGUGGACAGGUUCCUAGCUAUAGUGCACCCCUUUCGGUCCAAGACCCUGCGGACCCAGGGCAAGGCCAGGCUGGUCUGUGCCGCCGUGUGGGUGACGGUGCUGGCGGGCAGCACGCCAGCCAGCUUCUUCCAGUCCACCAACCGCCGCAACGACACCCAGCAGAGAACCUGCUUUGAGAACUUCUCAGAGGACACGUGGAAAACCUACCUGUCCCGCAUCGUCAUCUUCAUCGAGACCGUGGGCUUCUUCAUUCCCCUCAUCCUCAACGUCACCUGCUCUACCAUGGUCUUGCGGACUCUGAAUAAGCCCCUGACGUUAAGCAGGAAUAAGUUAAGCAAGAAAAAGGUGCUCAAAAUGAUUUUUGUCCAUUUGGUGAUAUUCUGCUUCUGCUUCGUGCCUUACAACGUCACGUUGAUACUGUACUCCCUGAUGAGAACGCAGACCUGGAUUAACUGCUCGGUGGUGGCUGCAGUGAGGACGAUGUACCCUGUCACCCUGUGCAUUGCUGUCUCCAACUGCUGCUUCGACCCCAUCGUCUAUUACUUCACCUCAGACACCAUCCAGAACUCUAUCAAAAAGAACCGCUCCAGACCGCGGGACGGGCGGUUCUCCGAGAGGCCAGUUUCAGAAAACUUCAUCCAGCACAGCCUUCAGACCAUAAAAAUGAAAAUAUUUGACAGUGACUCUACAGUAUGA
Merops nubicus (carmine bee-eater) is the source of this 1020-nucleotide messenger RNA. RefSeq names its product lysophosphatidic acid receptor 6 (gene LPAR6). The record is from RefSeq and is a predicted model, not a curated record. NCBI's taxonomy places the organism in Eukaryota, Metazoa, Chordata, Aves, Coraciiformes, Meropidae. Gene Ontology annotation, cellular component: membrane. The transcript has a single exon. Bases 1 to 1020 code for a protein of 339 amino acids. Gene Ontology annotation, biological process: phospholipase C-activating G protein-coupled receptor signaling pathway; positive regulation of Rho protein signal transduction. Gene Ontology annotation, molecular function: lysophosphatidic acid receptor activity.